Messenger RNA from Limulus polyphemus (Atlantic horseshoe crab), 1378 nucleotides. RefSeq lists its product as uncharacterized. The record is from RefSeq and is a predicted model, not a curated record. The transcript is spliced from 8 exons. Lineage: Eukaryota; Metazoa; Arthropoda; Merostomata; Xiphosura; Limulidae. The coding region runs from base 467 to 1345 and encodes 292 amino acids. Gene Ontology annotation, molecular function: carboxypeptidase activity.
UCAGGUCAUAGUUCCACAAAAUAACAACAACAAAAUAAAAAAUACGCAGUUUGGGGCCACGGGUUCGUUACGGAGGAUGGUGGUCAACCCCAAUAUUCGGUCAGACAAAAGUAGCAGAGGAUUUAGCGUUGGAUACUGUUGCCUAGUUGCCUUCCCUUCAAUUAGCGGUGGAUACUGUUGCCUAGCUGCCUUCCCUUCAGUCUAUAAAUUCAAAAUUAGAGAAAUCCAGCGUAGAUAUGUAUUGAAUUACUUCGGACGAAUAUCCGAAAACUUGUAAUUGGUUGAGGAUGAUCACAUGAUUUAACUAACAUAUAAGAUUACACGUGUUCACCCCAACACGUUCAAAUUAACCCCGGUUAAUCCGGGGAAAGCUUGUUAGAUGAAAACUCGUAACAUUUCCUCUGAAAACAAAACAAUUGGUUAGUUGGGUUCAUAUAAUUUCACCUUUUUUUUUUUUCUAGGGAAAAUGGCGGCAAAACCUGUAGUUAUCAUAUUUUUCUGCGUGAUCCUUGUGGUGUUUCUUCUGGGACUCCUAAUUGGUUAUUACGGAAUAUCUUCUGGUUUAACCGAAGAACAGGCAGAGAAGCUUGAAAUGCUAGAUCGCUUGUCACUCUCAACUUAUUACCCAUAUGAUGAUGCUGCACAGAGAAUUCUUAAGGACGUCAGCCCAGAAAAUAUAAAGAAAAACCUUCGCUAUCUGACAGAACAAACGCAUUUGGCAGGGACUGCCAGAAAUAACGAACUAGCGCGGUACAUCCGGGAUACUUGGAAAGCGCAAGGUUUAGACAAAGUUGACUUGGUUCCCUAUGAUAUCUUACUGUCUUAUCCGGAUAAAGACAAACCUAAUAAGGUUCAUAUUGUUGACGACAACGAGCGGAUUAUUUUUAGCUCGAGCCAUCUUGAAGAUCCAACAGCCUCUCCCAAGGAUAUUAUUCCAGCUUUUAACGGAUACGCACCUCGUGGUGACGUUACGCUUCAGAAAGCAGAAUUAUGGGUCCUAAAGGCUAUUGGGCAAAAUAAUAGGGCAAAAAAAUUGGCCAAACAAUUUUUGAGUCAAAUGAACAUAUUCAUAAGCUUACAGAACGAGCCGUGGCCUACAUUAACGUGGACAGUUGUUCUGGAGGUUCAUGGCUUCGGCUGCAAGCAAGCCCUAAGCUGGCGAAUUUGCUUAGAAGCACAUCAAAAAUGGUCCCAGAUCCCGUUAGCCCACAGAAAACUUUAUACGAGACUUGGAAGUCCGCAACUACCAACGAAACGAACGCUGAACCAGAAGUCCAAAUAUUGCAGUCAGGUUCUGACCAUGCACCGUUUGCCUUUUACGCUGGAGUACCCUCUGUCAACAUGAAGUGGGUAUCUGACAAGGUAAGAGAUUCUGAUG